Molecule: messenger RNA, 4914 nt
Organism: Paramisgurnus dabryanus
Lineage: Eukaryota; Metazoa; Chordata; Actinopteri; Cypriniformes; Cobitidae
Gene: fgfr4
Product: fibroblast growth factor receptor 4
Biological process (GO): multicellular organism development; cell surface receptor protein tyrosine kinase signaling pathway; positive regulation of kinase activity
Cellular component (GO): plasma membrane; signaling receptor complex
Molecular function (GO): fibroblast growth factor receptor activity; fibroblast growth factor binding; ATP binding
Source: RefSeq, a predicted model, not a curated record
UUGCUCAAGCCCACAGUGUAAAGCAGUAGAGAAAGAGAGAGAGAGGAGAGGAGAGGGGUUGUUCAGUUUUAAACUUACCUCAGCUGCGUGGAGCGACUCAUUCUGGAUGAACCCACGGGUUAGAGCGGAGCCCAUUGACAAACCCCAUCUGCUCCACUGUCACUGAAUUCACAUUAUACGAAUCAAAGACUGAGGAGACUUUUUCUAUGUGUCUCAUAUCGGAUGAUUUCCACGGCUGGAGAUAUUUUACACUGCAGGAAGACUAUCGCGUGUUUUAAUAUUCAGUGGAUAUAUAGCGGUUUUGGACUCGGGAGCGCUCACGAGCACAGCGCGAGACCUCACCAAAGGAAAGCAGCGCUGGACUUUGAAUCGAGAAGACGACUUGUAUUUGUACGACUUGUAGAUUAAAAAUGAUAUUGGAGUAACUCAGACUUUUCCUUAAGUUGCCCAUUGGAUUUCCAAGGAUAAAUAAUUUGGAGGUUUAUAAAAAGGAGAUAAAGGACACAUGAGUGUCUCACGAGCCACCGCGAAUCAAGGGAACUAAACAUUAGCGGUGCCUUAUCAAACCCACUGACCGAUUACAGGGCAAAGGACACUAAAACAGGUUUGUGACUACCCUGGAGCUGCCAAUGCCUGGAGUCAGCAUUUGAAGCUGACCAGCUGUCUUCUGCGCACGCACACACAUUAGUUCAGCAAGAUGUUGAGCAUCUUCAAGAUUUUCAUUACCAUCUGCUUCACGGAGUUGGUGGUAUCAAGAACUUUAAAAACGGGGGACGUUCGAGCAAAAGAUAUCAGAGUCUCUCGACCGACUCUCCUGCCCGGCUUUCCCGAGAACGCCAGUGUAACGGUUGGAGGACACGUGAAACUGGUGUGUAAACUCCACCAGCCGGCCUCAACACGUCUCCAGUGGUUCAAGAAGGACAGCAAUCGCCUGGGGCCUGAUGGAUCACCGAGUUUCACAGCGCUUACGCCUCUUCUAGAAAACACCUCCAAAGUCAACAUACUUCCUCUAGUGAACGUUUCCUUGAAAGAUGCGGGAGAGUAUGUAUGCAAGGUGGAAAACUCGGUCGGACAAUCUUCUCGCUCUGCCUGGGUGGAGGUCUUACCAGAAGUUUCUGAGGAGCCGACUGAAGAGACAUCUGAACAUCUACGUCUGGAGGUUGGAGAUGUACUGAAACUCCGCUGUGACACAAGUCGUCCUGGAGCUGUACAGUGGUUCAAGGGUGGCACACGGGUGCAACACAGCGCCCGUAUCCAAAUAAGGGCAGCAGUCAUGGAGAUAACAGACGUAACCUAUGAAGAUUCAGGAGUGUAUAUGUGUGUUAUUCGCGGCACCAAAGAAGCUCUUCGCAACUUCACCAUCACAGUGGCGGAUUCUGUCGGGUCUGGAGAUGAUGAUGAUGACAACGGGCUUGAUGAUGCUGAUCCUGAGACAGAAAAUGACCAGGUUUACAUCUCCAGAGCACCAUACUGGACUCACACCCAACGGAUGGAUAAGAAGCUGUACGCUGUCCCGGCUGGAAACACAGUCAAAUUUCGGUGCCCGGCCACAGGGAACCCUCUUCCGACCAUUCGCUGGCUAAAGAACGGCAGAGAAUUCAGAGGAGAGCACCGGAUCGGAGGCAUUAAGUUGCGACAUCAGCACUGGAGCCUGGUUAUGGAGAGCGUAGUUCCAUCAGAUCGUGGGAACUACAGCUGCGUGGUGGAAAACAAACAUGGGUCCAUCUCUCACACCUACCUCCUGGACGUAUUGGAACGUUCCCCACACAGGCCCAUUCUGCAAGCCGGUCUACCAAAAAACGUUACUGCAAUAGUGGGUGGUGAUGCCCAGUUCCUUUGUAAAGUCUACAGUGAUGCCCAACCUCACAUUCAAUGGCUGAAGCACGUAGAGAUAAACGGCAGCCGGUAUGGACCAGAUGGCAUUCCCUAUGUCAGGAUUGUGAAGACCGGAAGCCUGAACAUGUCUGAAGUCGAAGUCUUAUAUCUUACUAACAUCACAAUGGAAGAUGCUGGCGAAUACACAUGCUUGGCUGGAAACUCUAUUGGUUACUCCCAUCAGUCUGCUUGGCUUACUGUCCUGUCAGAGGAAGAAGUGGUCAAAGAGGUGGACCUUAUGGAAGCCAAGUACACUGACAUCAUCAUCUAUGCCUCUGGGUUCCUAGCCCUGGUGAUGGCCAUCGUUAUCGUGAUUCUCUGCCGCAUGCAACUUCAUCCUAACCGGGAGCCUUUUGAUACGCUUCCCGUGCAGAAACUCUCCAAAUUUCCUCUACGCAGACAGUAUUCAGUGGAGUCCAAUUCGUCUGGAAAGUCAAGUGCCUCGCUGAUGAGGGUAGCUCGUCUUUCCUCUAGUUGUUCCCCGAUGCUGGCUGGAGUUAUGGAGUUUGAACUGCCUUAUGAUCCUGACUGGGAGUUUCCAAGAGAGAAUUUGACGUUAGGGAAACCACUUGGGGAAGGCUGCUUCGGUCAGGUGGUGAGAGCAGACGCUUACGGGAUAAACAAAGAGAAUUCGGAUCAAGCGACAACUGUAGCUGUUAAAAUGCUUAAAGAUGACGCAACCGACAAAGACCUGGCUGACCUCAUCUCUGAGAUGGAGUUAAUGAAGGUGAUGGACAAACACAAGAACAUUAUAAACCUUCUUGGCGUUUGCACACAAGAUGGGCCACUCUACGUGCUGGUCGAAUACGCAUCAAAGGGUAGCCUGCGUGAAUACCUUCGGGCACGUCGACCUCCCGGCAUGGAUUACACCUUCGACGUAACCAAGGUUCCAGAGGAGCAGCUCACCUUCAAAGACCUGGUGUCCUGUGCCUACCAAGUGGCAAGAGGGAUGGAGUACCUGGCCUCCAAAAGAUGCAUUCACAGAGAUCUAGCAGCCAGAAACGUUCUCGUGACGGAUGACAACGUCAUGAAAAUUGCCGAUUUUGGUCUGGCAAGAGGAGUCCAUCAGAUUGACUACUACAAAAAGACCACCAAUGGACGUUUGCCUGUAAAAUGGAUGGCACCAGAAGCUUUGUUUGACAGAGUCUACACACACCAGAGCGACGUUUGGUCUUUUGGAGUGUUAAUGUGGGAGAUUUUCACAUUGGGAGGAUCGCCGUACCCUGGGAUACCGGUUGAGGAACUUUUUAAGCUGCUUAAGGAAGGCCAUCGAAUGGACAAACCUUCCAACUGCACUCAUGAACUCUACAUGAAGAUGAGAGAAUGCUGGCAUGCUGUACCGACACAAAGACCGACGUUUAAACAGCUCGUAGAGGAACUGGAUAGAGUACUGGUGUCCAUUUCAGAUGAGUACCUAGACCUGUCAACCCCAUUUGAACAGUACUCGCCAUCUUGUGAAGACACCUCCAGCUCUUGCUCCUCAGACAACGAUUCAGUGUUUACCCACGAUGCUUUGUCAACCGACCCAUGCCUACUCGGUUACCACGACGUGCGCUCUCGGAUAGACACGAAGACGGCGAUUCGAUAGUCUGUUUCGACAGCUUAUGGACACUUGCGAUAAAAGCGGUACAAGGAUUUUCGCCUGUGUUGCUCUGCCUAAGAACAUUAUACGAAUGCUUGGCACUAUGAAACUUUGCGAUAAUGAACUUCACUUUCAUCAGAUUUCUGCUACAGAAACAGGACCGAGAAGCUGUUUCUAUUCAGCGAGCGCUGCUGUAUGUACGAAGUUACAUAGGAGCAUUUUCCAACCAGAUUUUUUUUUUUAAAGAGAACAUUUAUUUUGAUAUAAAAAAGUGGAUAGCAUUGAUAAAUAUAAAUCUCUCUCUAUAUAAGAUUAUUCUACAUUUUUUUUAUUUAAUGAGCUGUUUUAAAUCUCAGGAUCUUGCAUGUUAAAAAUUGCUGCAGCGGUGCGGCAAAGUGCCUGAUUUUUUGGAUUUCCUGUGAAUAUCGACUUAAAGUAUUUUAAUGUACAUAUCAUUACAGAAGACAAUUACAUUUUAUAAAUUAUUCUAAAUGAUAUAAAGUGAAGGUGUUAAAGAAAUUAUGUAAAUCUCUUUAUAAGGAGCUUCCCCUCAACCAUUCUUCAUUUACAAUAACUAUUGUUCGCUGCUCGUACCAUCGCACGCCGUCAAGGCCAAAACCUCCCAGCUAUUCCGGCCUCCCGUCAUUCUCCCGAACCCUUCACCCCAUUCAAAACUUGAGACAUCGCAGGGACCAGCAGCGCUUUCAUUGUCAGUACUGUACACACAAGAAAAGGACUGGAGGGAAUGCGAAACGCCUCGAUAUUGAUUGAUUUCAAACGCUGAAUCCUCCAUUGUUCGACUGUAACCUUUUAACCAUCCCGGUGUGUUUGCUGGGUCCGGGCGCAGGCUAAGGUGGACAAUGGUCUCAAGCAGCUGUGAUGUGUUUGACUGCUGGCUGGGGUGAUCGGGGGGCUGUGUGCAAAUGAGAAAGCCCCUUAUUAUGCUAAUGGCUCCAGCUGCUCAUCUUUAUCCGCCACUAUCUUUUAAUAUACAAAUGCUAAUGCUGGCCUUUCUUAACAAAUUCAUCCAUGUCCUUCAGGGAAUGCGAAGCCUGAUAAGAAGCCAAUAGCUUUUUUCAAGUUAAUUUAGCCGAUACUUUGCAUUCUUAGCCAGGGACGCUCCUAGAAAUCCCUCCGGGGACAAUUGGUGCGCAUUCGAAAGGGCCGAUUUCUUUGUUGAGAGCAAGAAAUGGUUAAAUGAGACAUGUUUGACCUUAAACUCUUGAAGGCAUUGCGUGACCCCUUCAGAAGUCUAAAGCACAUUGUUUGCAUACAAGCGAAAAUGAAUAUAUAUAUAAAUAUAUAUAAAUAAACCACAGACAUUCCAUUUGUGUAUUCUCCAUUGUAACAAAUCAAAUGAUGUUAUUAUAAAUUUCCCCUCGAGAGAAUUAUUUUAGAAAUAUCUAAUUUAUUUGUUUAUGGUUUGUUUUAUAUUAAAUAAAGUAUAAUUUAAAAUA